UUAGGUGUAUUCAUCAUGUCCGGGAAGUAGGUUGAAUAGUUUCACCUAUAGUCGUGCUGCAAACAUUUUUAUGUGCUGAUAAUUCAAUCAUUACAAUAGUUGAAUUUAUGUACCCCGUUGGGCAGCCUCCUGGUCCUCCCAGUGCUUCUCCCGCCACUGGCGGAGGAGGCACUGGGCCUGGAGGUCCAGGAGGGCCGGCCCGUGCCCUCGCGCCAUCACUUCCGCCCACAACUCCUCUCGCAACACAGCCGCAAGGACCUGCCAUCACCACUAUUGUGCCUCCCCAUCAGCCCCCAGGUGCAACUCAGGCAGCUUUAGCUGUUGGCGACCAGGCCCAGAGCAAUGUUGGUGCUGCUGCAGCUGCUCUUCUUCCUCCUGAUCUGCCCACUUUUGUGGCUCCUCGGCGCCCAAACUUGGGCAGAGAAGGUCGACUCAUCACACUGCGAGCUAACCACUUCCAAAUCUCCAUGCCUCGAGGCUACGUGCAGCAUUACGACGUCAGUAUCCAGCCUGACAAGUGCCCCCGCAAAGUCAACAGGGAGAUCAUCGAGACUAUGGUCCAGUCUUUCCCCAGGAUCUUCAGCAACCUCAAACCUGUUUUCGACGGCCGCAGCAACCUCUACACUCGUGAUCCACUGCCCAUCAAUGAAAAAAUGGAGCUCGAGGUGACGCUGCCUGGAGACGGGCGGGACCGCGUGUUCAAGGUGGCAAUGAAGUGGCUGGCACAAGUGAACCUUUACACGCUCGAAGAGGCGCUUGAAGGUCGUACUCGUACCAUCCCCUUCGAUGCCAUCCAGGCUCUGGAUGUUGUGAUGAGGCAUCUUCCUUCUAUGACCUACACCCCUGUGGGACGCUCGUUUUUCUCCGCCCCUGAUGGCUACUACCAUCCCCUGGGAGGAGGACGUGAAGUGUGGUUUGGUUUUCAUCAAAGCGUCAGACCAUCCCAGUGGAAAAUGAUGCUCAAUAUUGACGUGUCAGCCACCGCGUUCUACAAGGCUCAGGCUGUUAUUGAGUUCAUGUGUGAAGUGUUGGAUAUAAGGGAGAUUAAUGAACAACGCAAGCCUCUCACCGACUCUCAGAGAGUUAAGUUCACCAAAGAAAUCAAAGGCCUGAAAAUUGAGAUCACUCACUGCGGCACGAUGCGCCGCAAAUAUCGUGUUUGCAACGUGACCCGCCGCCCGGCUCAGAUGCAAUCAUUCCCACUGCAGCUUGAGAAUGGGCAGACUGUGGAAUGCACUGUUGCCAAGUACUUCUUGGACAAAUACAGAAUGAGGCUCCGUUUCCCGCACUUGCCGUGCCUGCAGGUUGGGCAGGAACACAAGCACACCUACCUGCCACUGGAGGUCUGCAAUAUCGUAGCUGGUCAAAGGUGCAUCAAAAAGCUCACGGAUAUGCAGACGAGCACCAUGAUCAAAGCAACUGCUCGUUCAGCGCCUGAUCGUGAAAGAGAGAUCAACAAUCUUGUGAGGAAAGCGGACUUUAACAACGAUCCCUAUAUGAGGGAGUUUGGGCUGACCAUCAGCACCGCCAUGAUGGAGGUGCGCGGACGUGUUUUGCCUCCGCCUCGUCUGCAGUACGGAGGCCGCACGCGGCAGCAGGCGAUGCCGAAUCAAGGCGUGUGGGACAUGCGCGGCAAGCAGUUCUACACGGGCGUGGAGAUUAGGGUGUGGGCUAUCGCUUGCUUUGCUCCUCAGCGCACAGUCAAAGAAGACAAUUUGCGCAACUUCACGACUCAAUUACAGAAGAUCAGCAACGACGCCGGUAUGCCCAUUAUUGGGCAGCCAUGUUUUUGUAAAUACGCCACUGGUCCUGACCAAGUGGAACCCAUGUUCCGCUACCUCAAGAACAAUUUUGCUGGCCUGCAACUAGUGUGUGUGGUACUACCCGGUAAAACGCCUGUUUAUGCAGAAGUGAAGCGCGUUGGUGACACAGUAUUGGGAAUGGCAACUCAGUGCGUGCAAGCAAAAAAUGUUAACAAAACCUCCCCACAAACGCUGUCCAAUUUGUGCUUGAAAAUAAACGUCAAAUUGGGCGGCAUCAACUCUAUUCUCGUCCCUGGCAUUCGACCAAAGGUGUUCAACGAGCCCGUGAUAUUUUUAGGCGCGGAUGUGACGCAUCCUCCAGCAGGAGAUAACAAAAAGCCCUCCAUCGCUGCUGUGGUCGGUAGUAUGGAUGCUCAUCCUUCUCGCUACGCAGCAACUGUCAGGGUACAGCAACAUCGCCAGGUCGGAGGCAUUAGAGAAGGCAAGGAAGAAGUCAUCACUGAAUUCUCGUCCAUGGUGAAGGAGCUGUUGAUUCAGUUCUACAAAUGUACGAGAUUCAAGCCCAACCGCGUAAUUUUGUACCGCGACGGUGUAAGUGAAGGCCAGUUCCAGACGGUGCUGCAGCAUGAGCUCACUGCCAUGAGGGAGGCGUGCAUCAAACUCGAGGCUGACUACAAGCCCGGCAUCACUUACAUUGCUGUACAAAAGCGCCAUCACACGCGGCUUUUCUGCUCCGACAAAAAGGAGCAGAGUGGCAAGUCGGGCAAUAUUCCGGCCGGUACCACCGUGGACGUUGGCAUUACUCACCCCACGGAGUUUGAUUUCUACCUUUGCUCUCACCAGGGCAUCCAGGGUACGAGUCGCCCUUCGCACUACCAUGUUCUGUGGGACGAUAAUCACUUCGACAGUGAUGAGCUCCAAUGCCUCACCUACCAGCUCUGCCACACCUACGUACGUUGCACACGUUCAGUGUCUAUCCCGGCACCUGCUUACUACGCGCAUCUCGUGGCGUUCAGGGCGCGCUACCAUCUCGUGGAAAAGGAACACGACAGCGGCGAAGGCUCUCACCAAAGUGGCAACAGCGAAGACCGCACCCCUACUGCCAUGGCUAGAGCCGUCACAGUACACAAUGAUACCAACAAAGUUAUGUACUUCGCCUAAUCUGAGCAUGGCUGGCUCGUUUUGUGACCACAUGCGCAACUUUUACAGCAAUAGAAACAAAUCCCAGCGAUGCAGUGUUAGCCCUACCAUUGUACUAGACUUGUGCUCUACCUGCAGUGCUGAAAUUUGGUUUAGGGCACUGAGCUCGGUGUUUCUCCCUUUCAGCUGUUAAUUGAUGCAGCUAACAAGUUUCUCCCCCUGUCUUACUGUGGCUGAGUCCAGAAAAUAUCAGCAUUGAAGGCGGCUUAUAAGCAAACUGUUGCUUGUGAGUGCGGUAUGACGAAGAGAAGUUUCGAGUGUUUAUCAGUUGGCCUCAGUACAAUACAAAAUAAACCUAUUUUAAGAACGGAGCUCGAUUUUAGCAAUUUCUUUGACCAUUAGUACAAUACCCAAGGAAUUCUAUUAUUAUGGAAAUAAUCUAAUUGAAAGCCCUUGUUUAUUUGUGUGAUUUUAACAUCCGAUGUAAUACCUUGCCUGAAAUCUCUGAACUAGUUACAGUAUUUCUUCGUCUACGUUAUAUCUUUUUAACAUUGUUUUAAAGUGUCAUUUUUAAGACACCGUCGAGGUAUCCUUGCCUUGCUAGAUCAACCAUGGGAUAGUUUUAAGAUUACAUUGAUGGCGUUUUUCUUUUUCGUGCUAGCGAUUUAAUUUGAGUGGAUUAGGUACGUGCGCGUGAUUGGUGCUUAUUUUAAUGCAGCUCAGCUCCUUAAACAGCAUUUUCUAACGACCCCCAAUAUUACUAAUGCAUAUACUCCCCUACGAGUGUGCCAACGCAGUCUCUUGCUGCUCAUGGAAAUGCAGGAGUCAUGGAGAUGCGCGGCUGUGUUCACUGGCCGUAACCUUUGCUUCAUUAUUUAAUUAUUAGAAUUGACUCGUCUUCACUGUCUUUUCGGCAUCUCAAAACAUAGAAUUUAUUCUCUAAAUAAAAUUCGCCACCAUUUGUUUGCAGGAACAUUCCACUUUCACUGAGAGUGGUAUGAAUAUUUUUUGAGGUACUCUCGUCUUUCAAUUCUUGUGUACGCGCUUAUUACUCUGGUUUUAUUGUUGGUUAGAAAAUCAACUCCAGUUAUUACUAUUGCCCAAAAUUUAGGAUGCUGGAAUAGGUUCGAAGAUAGGUAGGUGAAUACUAUUGUGCAUUAUUAUUUGCCAGAUACCUUAUUACGUCGCAAAAAUUGUUAAAUGCUGCUUUACAUCGCUCUUGAAGAGCUCACCUCGUGUUCGUACCUGACUCAAGUUCCCGACGCUGUAUUCUUUGUACAGCGUCAAGUUGCUUCUCUGAGACACACGGCUUGUGUAUCGCUUGUGACAUUUCUUCCCUACGAUAUUGCCGAGAGUUGUACUCUUUGUAACUGGCUGGAUGUUCAGUCUCCCUGUAGGGAGAGAAUGCUGUGCUGUGGUGGCAAAGUGCGGCGUGGGGGCACAGGUGGCGGUGGCGACAAUCUUUACUGUGCAUUACUCGCCACUGCUCCCUAGCAGUGCGCCAGCGUCUGUGCUGCGCUACUGCCUUUCUUGUUUGAGAUUUUUUGCUUGCAGGACUCGGCAGUUCGUAACACUACUUCUCCAUCGAACGUCGCAGGUUAGCUGAAAGCUAUUGGACCAUUCUUUGUUCAAUGUACUAUAAAUUAGCCGUGAUCAGUUUUUACACUGAAACUUCUUUAAAUUGGUGCGUUAUUUCGUUCUCGUUAGAGAUUAUCUCCGUGCAGCUUUACGCCCCCCAAACUUCACGCAAGCGAUGAUUAUACUGAUGUAUUAUUUAGCUAUAUGCGCGAGCGGCUUCCUCCUGUUUCUUGAUAGGAGGAAGCAUUUCCUCCAUAUUUACCGUCUAUUUUCAGGAAAUUUUUGCUGCAAAAUCUGAGCAUAAUGACUACGGUCAAAUUGUCCUAGUGCCAUGAGCCAUAAAUGUCGGCUUUACUCGAUAUGAGCUUUACUUUUGACCCUGAUACCUGUUUGCGAUCAAUAUUUGUGUAUAUUUUGACCUUUUUUACUCGAUGAUUACGCGUGUCGCGCGAGAUUUCGAUUUUAUUAGUGUCAGUUUAAGCAAAAGUGUGUAGGAAUAUGAAGUUUGUGUGUUAUUAUUUUGUUGUUAAACGUGGUUUAACCUAACACGUAACCUAGCGCUGCCUUACUGGAGCGCUUCCUUGCAUUAUGGCAGUCGGCAUUGUUUUCUAAUCAGGUGUUUUAGUUGGGUGCAUACCUGAAUUGAUGUAUUAUCGCCAGUAGUGCAGUGAUAUCACUAUUGUUUUCUGGAGUGGUUGCUUUAUAAAUUAGUUGCAGAAUAUUUUGAUCAGGGUCAUUUACUUCGGUAUUUUCAUCCAUUAAUUUUAAUGUGAGGUCUAAAACUGGUCCCAUUUCUCUGAAAUUGCUGACAGUUUUCCAUUUAAGUUAUUGCCAUCCGAUAGGAACGUUAUUAUUCUUUUUGAAACGGCACGCUUCUCUUUGUACAUCGACAGAAAUGUAUCGGGGACAAUUAAUUCGGUGGGAGUGUUUGGAAUUGUGCGAUGUAUCAGUAUUUGUGUUGCAUAGAAUUUUUCCAUUAUGGUUGAAAAAUUUUUACUUUCCUAAUUGAAGCUUAAUUUUUCACAGCAAAAGCGAUGUAGGUUGCAUGGCUACUCUGAGCUUUCUCUCGUUUCAUAAUUUGAUUUUGGUGGCUAAUCCAAUGCAGUUAAUUGUUAAGUGCUGGUGCCUAAUUUCCAUUCAUUUCCUGUACGCUCUAGGUUGCACCUUUGAAUCUAUUUGGUUACUUUAAUGCUUCAGAUUCUUCAGCAGUCCAGUAAGUCCCGAAUUGGAAUGAUUAGUUCUUGAUGUUGGGUUAAAAUAGAAUAACCAUUUCCUUGCUACUAUGAUAAGUGAACCUAAGUUUGACGACUCCAAUUGAAUAAAUUUGUUUUCAAUUC
This is a messenger RNA of Hyalella azteca, 5818 nucleotides long. RefSeq names its product protein argonaute-2 (gene AGO1). Gene Ontology annotation, molecular function: protein binding; RNA binding. The transcript has 8 exons. Lineage: Eukaryota; Metazoa; Arthropoda; Malacostraca; Amphipoda; Hyalellidae. The record is from RefSeq and is a predicted model, not a curated record. The coding region runs from base 108 to 2924 and encodes 938 amino acids.